AUGAAAGAUAAUGUCUUAAAAAAUAAAAAUUAUUACCCAUAAAAUUAGAUUGCUUUUGAUAUAAAAUAAUAAUAAGAUAAAUAUAUAAUCAAUAUGAGUAAUUAAUUGUUAUCAAAUACUACAUUAUCUGUAGAUAGAUAUAACGAAAAAAUGCAAAAUUUUUUAAAAAGAAGUUAAGUUUCUAAAGAUUAAAUAUCUUAAUAUACAUCUUUACAUUCGUUUGAUUAAAAAGUUUCAAUAGACCUUAUUCCUUAAAUAAUAGAAGAAUUAAUAUAAUAUGAAUAAGAAUGCAUAAAAAACGACCAAUAUUUAGAGGCUGAGAAAUGUGUGAAAAAAAUCGAAGAACUAUAAUAGGAAGAAAUAAAGCUUUCUUAAAAAUUAAUCCGAAAUAAAAAUAAAAAUGAAAUAUUAGAACUAGAAGAGAUGAAUUUAAGACAAUAUAAAGAAUUUAAUGAAACAUGGGAUAAAGCAAUAUUUGAUUAUAAAAAUGAAUUACAUGAAUAAGAAAUUUAAUUAAAUUAAUUCCAUCAACAAUAAUAAGAAUAAUUCGAUAUCGACAUGAAAAAUUAAGCACCACCCAAAGUUAAAUAUUCCGUUGAAGUCCUUUAAUUGAGAAAUCUUUUAAAUUAACUGAUUUAAGCUUAAGCAUUACAAAAUAAACUUGAAAAUAUGCUUUAAUGUAAAAUAAGAAUGAGGAAAUAAGAAAUGAAUAAAUAUGCUUAAUGGCUUUAAAAUAUGAAACAAGAAUUAACUUAAAAAUAAGGAAUUGAAAUUAGUAAGGUUAUUGCCGAAGGGGAAGUUAGAAAAAGUAAGAUUUAAGGAGGCUAGUUAUUAGAAAAAGGAAGAGUAGGCUCUUUUGGUAAAACAAAUGAUGUAAAAAGAAGAAUUAAUAAAGGAAAAAGAGGAUAAAAUGAAACAAAUAUAGAAAGAAAAAGAAUAGGAAAUAUAAGAGAAUAAUAAAUUAAAAAUUUAAGUAAAAAAGAGUGA
Messenger RNA from Ichthyophthirius multifiliis, 987 nucleotides. RefSeq lists its product as hypothetical. The transcript has 8 exons. NCBI's taxonomy places the organism in Eukaryota, Ciliophora, Oligohymenophorea, Hymenostomatida. The record is from RefSeq and is a predicted model, not a curated record.